CGGAACAGGAACAAGUGAAAACUGAAGACCAAAUAAAAAGGAGAGAAGAGGAAAGAGGUCAGAAAAAGACACACCCAUCUCAAUACAUACACACUGAUAACACACACACACACAUAUAUACACACAGAUAACACACACAGAUACACACUGCUGGCUGGGCCCCACAAUGUAGUAUACACAGGUACACACACCGACACACACACACACACACACACACACACACACACACACAUAUACACACUGAUAACACACACAGACACACAUAUACACACAGAUAACACACACAGAUACACACUGCUGGCUGGGCCCCACAAUGUAGUAUACACAGGUACACACACCGACACACACACACACACACACACACACACACACACACAUAUACACACUGAUAACACACACACACACAUAUAUACACACAGAUAACACACACAGAUACACACUGCUGGCUGGGCCCCACAAUGUAGUAUACACAGGUACACACACCGACACACACACACACACACACACACACAUAUACACACUGAUAACACACACUACCUGUAAGGGCGAGGUCGGUUACGUAGUGCAGCUCCUGCAGCACAUCGGGGGGAUCAGGACUACCCACAUGCAGUUCUUUUAGUGCCUUGGCCUGGUGUACCUGCAGGAUGGCCAUGGCAUGCAGGGUGGAGUCGGCCUGUCCAGCGGCACUGUAGGCUUUGGUCACCAGAGCCGACAUAGUCCUACAGGCUCUGGAGGGGAGCGCCGGUCGAUCCCGCCAUGUGGCAGCAUUUUACGGGCACAGGCGCACCACAACCGCCUUAUCCACCUGAGGGACAUCCGUGUACCCAUGGACCGCCCCGACAUCAAGGGUAGUGAGACUGGAUGAACACGGAAGUCUGUUUCGGGCAGCACAUGGUGGCCUCCAUGACCUUGUCAGUAUGUUGUGCACCUCCAGGAUGAAAGGGUCCGUGAGCAGCGCCCCGAACCCAGGAACCAAUCAUCAAGCCGUGAGCGCUCAGGGGAGUAUGGAGGUUUCCAGUCCAACCCGAUGCUCACGGAGGUCUGGGCAAGCAUUGCGGUCAGCUCUGCUUCAGCCUCAGACUGGGCAGGCAGACCCGAAGGUGGUAGCCCAACUUACACAAACCCUAACAGAACAUUUUAAAACACACUCACACACACACAAACACACACUCACACAAACAAACAAACACACUCGCAUAAACACAUACAUCUAAACACACUCACACACUCUCAUAAACGCACUCAAACACACAAAAACAUUCACACCCAGACACACACAUAUACACACUGACAACACUCACACACACAUACACACUGAUAAAACAAACUAUCACACAGACACACACAUAUACACACUGAUAACACACACUCUCACACAGAGACACACACACAAACAUAUACACACUGAUAACACACACAAACUCACUCUCGCACACUCACACACAUAUAUACACUGAUAACACACACUAUCUCACACACACACAAACAUAUACACACUGAUAAAACACACAUAUACACACAAACUCACUCUCGCACACUCACACACAUAUAAACACUGAUAACACACACUCACACGCACAUAUACACACUGAUAACACACACUAUCACACACACACACACAAAUAUAUACACACUGAUAACACACACUCUCACACAGAGACACACACACAAACAUAUACACACUGAUAACACAGACAAACUCACUCUCGCACACAAACACACAUAUACACACUUAUAACACAUAUACACAUAUAUACACACUGAUAACACUCACACACAUACACACUGAUAACACUCUCACACACACACACACACACACUGAUAACACUCACACACACAUACACACAUACACACAUACACACUGAUAACACUCACACACACACACACAUAUACACACUGAUAACACUCACACACACACACACACACACAAUGAUAACAGUCACACACACACACGAACACAAACUGAUAACACAUACACUGAUAACACUCACACACACACACACACACUGAAAACACACACACAUAUACACUGAUAACACACACACACACACACACUGAUAACACACACACACACACACACACACACAUACACACUGAUAACACACACACACACAUUUACACUGAUAACACACACACACACAUAUAUUACACACUGAUAACAUUCACACUCGCAUUCACACUGAUAACACUCACACACACACACACGCACGUAUAUACACACUGAUAACACACAUACACACUGAUAACACUCACACACACACACACACACACACACACACUGAUAACACUCACACACACACACACACACACACACACACACAUAUAUACACACUGAUAACACACACACACACACACACACACAAACUGAUAACACACACACACAUACACACUGAUAACACUCACACACACACACACACAAUGAUAACACACACAUAUAUACACUGAUAACACUCACACACACACACAUAUACACACUGAUAACACUCACACACACAUAUACACACUGAUAACACACACACACACACACACACACACUGAUAACACUCACACACACACACACAUAUAUACACACUGAUAACACACACACACACACACUGAUAACACUCACACACACAUAUACACACUGAUAACACUCACACAAACACACACACACUGCUAAUACUCACACACACACAUUUACACUGAUAACACACACACACACAGAAAACACUCACACACACACACAUAUAUACACACUGAUAACACACACACACACACACUGAUAACACUCACACACACAUAUACACACUGAUAACACUCACACAAACACACACACACUGCUAAUACUCACACACACACAUAUAUACACACUGAUAACACACACACACACACACACACACACACACACAUACACACUGAUAACACACACAUUUACACUGAUAACACACACACACACACACACAGAAAACACUCACACACACACACAUAUAUACACACUGAUAACACACACACACACACACAUAUAUACACACUGAUAACACACACACACACAGAAAACACUCACACACACACACACACAGAAAACACUCACACACACACACAUAUAUUCACACUGAUAACACACACACACAUACACUGAUAACACACACACACACAAACACACACACACAAUGAUAACACACACACAUAUACACUAAUAACACUCUCACACACACACACACAAUGAUAACACACACACAUAUACACUAUUAACAUACUGUAAAGCGGACCAAGGAAGGGACGGGAACAGGCGUCAGUUUUGAAGGAUUUAAUUGUCUCAGAAAUGGAGAGAAUUACAUUCAUCACUUUUCUUCUGACAGCUGUCUUCAGUUUCUCUGCAUGUGUUGCAAAUCAUUAUCAUUUUGUGAAUAUUAAUUUGAAUUGGACUGAAGCUCAGAGAUACUGCAGAGUGAAUUACACAGAUCUGGCCACCAUCAACAGCAAGACUGACAUUGACGAAAUGAUGAAGACUGUGAAAGAUGAAAGUGUUCAGCGUGUCUGGAUCGGACUGCACAAGACACAGAAGAAAACAUGGAAGUGGUCUCUGGGUAACCCUGCAUUCUACACAGGAAAUGAUUCACAUUAUCAGAACUGGGAAAGCAAUAACAUACAUGUUGAUGGUGACUGUGUUUGUAUGGAUGGACAGAAUGGCAAAUGGGAUAAUACAAAAUGUGAAGAAAACAAAAAUUUUAUUUGCUAUAACGCCAGCAGUGAAGAAUACAUCUUUAAUAGUCCAGGCAUGAACUGGAGAGACGCUCAGAGAUUCUGCAGAGAGAAACACACAGAUCUGGCCAGUGUGAGGAACCAGAAUGAGAAUCAGACGAUUCAGAACAUCAUUAAUAAUCACCAAGGAAGUGAAAAAGCGUGGUUCGGUCUGUUCAGAGACUCAUGGGAGUGGUCAGAUCUCAGUGAAUCCUCAUUCAGAGACGGGAUUUUGGGUGAAAAUGAUAAAAAUACUGAAAACUGCACAGCGGUUUCACUCGUUGGUCCGCACAAGAAAUAUCAGUACUGGAACUGUGAUAAAAGCUUCCCUUUUGUCUGUUAUAAUAAGUUUGUUCUUAUCCAGCAGAAUCUGACCUGGAAUGAAGCUCUGAAAUACUGCAGAGACAAUCAUGUGGAUCUGGUGUCAGUUGAGUCUCAGCAGAUUCAGAACUCGGUGAUGAAUGUGGUUAAAAAGGCCUCGACUGCAGCGGUGUGGCUGGGUCUACGUCAGGCCUGUGCUCUGGGCAUCUGGUUCUGGGUGAAUGGAGAGAUUGUGUGCUACCAGGACUGGGCUGCAGGUAAUGGGACAGGAGUGGAAGACUGCAGUGACACAGCUGGAGCAGUUCAGUCUGGAGAUAAUCAGACCUGGAUCAGCCUUCCUCAAACUGACAAACUCAACUUCAUCUGCACCAACUAUGAAGCCUAGCAACACGAAGAACACUAUAGCAAUGCCGUAGCAACCACUCAAGACUCUGAAGCGACUGCAUCCCAGAACACCUUUACAACCGUCCAGUAAUGUCCAAACUACAACUCCCUACAUAAUCUCUAAAUAUAAAUCUGUUUAAAACGGUUGUGUCCAUCUAACAUUCACAGUUUGUCUUGAAUAACAUGUACUUUUCUAGUUUAAAUUGAAACUUUUUCAUGUGAAUAAAUGUUAAAUGACUUUCAAAAAUCAAGUUUAUUUACUGUUGUGUUAUUAUUUUAUCGGCCUAUCAGCAAUAUACAUAUAACAAUAAGAUCAUAUUUUAGUCUGAUUGAGAUAUGGACAGAAUAUUGUUGUUGUGAUUUUCUUCUUUUGGGUGACGAUUUUCAUGAUUCUUGUU
Xyrauchen texanus (razorback sucker) is the source of this 4823-nucleotide messenger RNA. RefSeq names its product macrophage mannose receptor 1-like. Bases 3302 to 4426 code for a protein of 374 amino acids. Lineage: Eukaryota; Metazoa; Chordata; Actinopteri; Cypriniformes; Catostomidae. The record is from RefSeq and is a predicted model, not a curated record. The transcript has 7 exons.